CAGCAAGUGUGCACCAAGCUGCGUGCUACGUGUAGUAGCUAUAGCUAGAGAGUAGUGUGAUCACGCAGACACACACGCACACGCAAAUAUCUUACAUGCGUUACGUAGCUGCCACUCCGACCAUGCCGUCCCUUGUCGCGGAGAGCGCCGCCGAACCGCCUCUGGUGGACAGCUACCUGGAGCUGCUCCGGCGCGGCGGCGGCGGCGGCGGCAUUGCGGCGGCGACCGAGGGCUGCGUGCAGGAGCGCGAGCUGCCCUUGAUCGACCUGACGUGCCUGCAGGGCAGCGCGGGCGAGGCGGCGAGGACGACGUGCGCGGACGCCAUGGCGAGGGCGGCCUCGGAGUGGGGCUUUUUCCAGGUGACCGGGCACGGCGUGAGCCGGGCGCUGUUGGAGCGGCUGCGGGCGGAGCAGGCGCGGCUGUUCCGGCUGCCGUUCGAAACCAAGGCCAAGGCCGGGCUUCUCAACGGCUCCUACCGCUGGGGCGCCCCCACGGCCACGUCGCUCCGCCACCUCUCGUGGUCGGAGGCGUUCCACGUCCCGCUCGCCAGCAUCUCCGGCACUGCCUGCGACUUCGGAGAGCUCAGCUCCUUGAGGGACGUGGUGCAGGAGGUGGCGGACGCGAUGUCGCGGGUGGCCAAGACCGUGGCGGUGGCGCUGGCGGGGAGCCUUCUGGGCCACGACGAGGCGGCGGCGUUCCCGGCGGGGUGCGGCGAGACCACCUGCUACCUGCGGCUCAAUCGGUACCCGGCGUGCCCGUUCGCGGCGAACACCUUCGGGCUGGUGCCCCACACGGACAGCGACUUCCUGACGGUGCUGUCCCAGGACCAGGUCGGGGGCCUGCAGCUCAUGACGGACGCCGGCUGGGUGGCCGUCAAGCCCCGCCCCGACGCGCUCAUCGUCAACAUCGGCGAUCUGUUUCAGGCCUGGAGCAACAACCUGUACAAGAGCGUGGAGCACAAGGUGGUGGCCAACGCCGCGGCGGAGCGCUUCUCGGCGGCCUACUUCCUGUGCCCGUCCUACGACUCGCUCGUCGGCACGUGCGGCGAGCCGUCACCGUACAGAGACUUCACCUUCGGGGAGUACAGGAGGAAGGUGCAGGAGGACGUCAAGAGGACCGGAAGAAAGAUUGGGCUCCCCAACUUUCUCAAACACCGGCCACCCCCUCAAUCACGGCCCGCCUAAAAUUGACAAGUCAAAGCACCUGCCGUUUUGCUCUCGAGAAAUGACGAGAGCACCUUUUUCUCCUGUAACUUCACGGUGGAUGCGAGCACGACCUCACUGUGUACAAGAAAUAUAUAUAUAUAUAAUAUGAACCCUUUGAGGCGCUUGCUUCUUUUU
Messenger RNA from Zea mays, 1340 nucleotides. Its product is annotated as gibberellin 2-beta-dioxygenase 7. The transcript is spliced from 3 exons. NCBI's taxonomy places the organism in Eukaryota, Viridiplantae, Streptophyta, Magnoliopsida, Poales, Poaceae. The coding region runs from base 96 to 1184 and encodes 362 amino acids. The record is from RefSeq and is marked validated.